This is a messenger RNA of Pundamilia nyererei, 3324 nucleotides long. It is a transcript of the gene sema4ab, whose product is annotated as sema domain, immunoglobulin domain (Ig), transmembrane domain (TM) and short cytoplasmic domain, (semaphorin) 4Ab. Lineage: Eukaryota; Metazoa; Chordata; Actinopteri; Cichliformes; Cichlidae. Gene Ontology annotation, biological process: axon guidance; semaphorin-plexin signaling pathway; negative chemotaxis. Gene Ontology annotation, molecular function: semaphorin receptor binding; chemorepellent activity. Gene Ontology annotation, cellular component: plasma membrane. The record is from RefSeq and is a predicted model, not a curated record. The coding region runs from base 1 to 1800 and encodes 599 amino acids. The transcript is spliced from 8 exons.
AUGUCUGUGCCCUGCUGGUGGACUUCAAAGAAGCCUAACAGGAAGGACUACUUGGCUGUCAAGUCUUCAGCUUCCUGUGUCUGCGACACAAGUGAUGUUGGAGGUCAGCGGACCCUGCAGCGACGCUGGACCACGUUUGCAAAAGCUCAGCUGCUUUGCCAAGCUGACCAUGAGCUGCCCUAUAAUGUGCUCCAGGACAUAGACACCCUCCUGCCUGCAGAGGGCGCUCCUGUGGAUGACAUACUCUUUUAUGGCAUAUUCACCUCUCAGUGGUCUGUCAACUCUGGGCGAUCAGCAGUGUGUUCCUUCCGCCUCACUGACAUCAAAUCGGUCUUUUCUGGUAACUACAAAGUCCUGAACCGGGACACAUUACAGUGGAGUGCACGGGUUCAAGAGAAGGUCGCAAAUCCAGGCGAGUGUGGCCUGCACAACGCCUCAGACAAUGCCCUGCGCUUUGUCAAAGAGAACUUCCUGGCAGAUGACAGUGUGCGAGCAGUUGGAAGGAACCUGACCAUGGUGUCUGCUGAAAACACCUACAGCCACCUGACUGUCCAGAGGGUCCAGGCAGCCAACGGCAAACACUACACUGUCCUGUUUCUGCUUACAGAGUCUGGUUACUUGCAUAAAGCAGUGCUGCUACUCAGAGGGGCCCAUAUCAUCGAGGAGAUUCAGGUCUUUGAGCAGCCUCAGCCUGUCAGGAGCCUGAAGCUCUCCAUACCCAAGGGAGUGAUUUAUAUCGGCACGUCGGAGGGCGUGGUGAAGGUCCCGACAGCUAACUGUUCUUUUUACUGGACCUGUGCUCAGUGUGUUCUGGCCCGAGAUCCCUUCUGUGGUUGGGAUCCUGCCAGUAGGGUCUGUGUGAUGGUCUCUACAACAAACACUAACCUAGGCCAGGACAUAGAAAGAGGGAACGCUGAAGAGGCAUGCAGCAGUGUUUCAUUAAACCACAAGAGCAGAUUUGGUCCAAACAAACUGCCUGCAGCCUCGUGUCCUCCAGGCGAGCUGGUGUCUGUGUCUCUGAACGAAGUCGUGCGGCUGCAGUGUCCUGCUGCAUCACGACUGUCUCAGCAGCUCUGGGAGCGUCCCAACAGUCGGCUGUCCUCAGACUUGUAUCUGAACUUGGAGGAUGGGAGUCUGAGCUUUGUGGCCACCCCUGCCACACUGGGCCACUACCUCUGCCUGUCCACUGAAAAUGGCUACCAACAGACUAUGGCCAUCUAUCAUGUCAAGCAGAAGACCAGCCCUCUGUCUCAAACUCCAACCAGCGACACCCAGCCUCGGACAAAUGCGAUACCCACAACACAAUCUAUGGCCAAGCCGGGAUCUGGACUCCACAUAUCUGUAGGAACAGAAACGCACCAAGGAGAGUCUAAGACAACGCCAUCCAACAGGAACACUCAAGUCACCACCAGACAGCUGGGCAAAAACCUGACCUCAUGGACAAAGCAGCCUCGACAGAGAGAAUUAGAGCUCCGGGAUGGGGAAGCGCUGCUGGCCGCCCAAGCCCCAUGCUAUUUAAAGGAGCUGGUAAUUGUGUCACUUUUACUAGUGCUGUCCCUCAGUUUGUUAAUCACCAUAUUUCUGUUUGUCAUCACACAGCGCUGCAACCACAGAACAGCCCCACAAGCAGCAACCAUAGACUCUGACAGAAGGACCCCUGUAGAGCAGGAGGCCCGAAGGGCGAAUGUGUUUCUGAGCAAAAGGAAUGAACAAGGACAGCAAAGUGGACAUGGCAGCGAGUUGGUUUGUAACGCUGCGCUUUCAGGUUCUAAUGGACAUUUGCCUAACACCCCCAUCUAAACAGAGGUACAGUGUUACAGAUGAAAAAGUCACGUGGCACUCAAAGACUCCUGAUCUAUGGGAAGUCUUUGGCAACAGGAGGAAAAGGUUUUUAAAACUUUAUUUGAAGGGCGAGGAAGUAACACAAACCAUUUAAAGUGGUUUUCAUGGGAUUUGACUUAUUAUUCUAUACAUGCAGUUUUAAUGUCCUGGUGUACAUUGAGAUUACAGCUCAGUUUAGGUCACAAAUAAGGUCCCAUAUGCAACUGAAAGUGGCUGCUGAGGGGGGCCAUCCUAAUCGGUAAGAUCUGUGAUCGUACUAAUAAAUCAAAGAACUGUGCGUGGGAUCACUUUUCUCAGACGGCCAUUUACUGGCAGCAUUUGUGAGUAUUGUUGUGGUGGAAUAAGAGGCGCGGGGACAUGAAUGUCUCACAAAUAUAAAGCUUCAACCAUUACACCUAAGUGCCAGACCCUUACUCGAACCCUCAAACAGGCCUUUGAAGGGUUGUGAAAAAUGUCUUCCACAGUGUCAUUGCUGUGAUCUCAAAUAGCCGGACAGCAACACACAACAAGACUGUAAAAUUACACAAUUGCGCCUGUUCUGCACAGCUACAUUUGGAACAGGCGCAAUUGCUGUAUAACCGUGUGUGUUGUAACUGCCCAGUCUUUUUCACAGCUCGAACUGGUGUAUUGAUGGAGAUCCAACAUUUGUCACACUUGGUACUGGACCCGCUGAGGUCCCAGUUCUGAUAACUGACUUGUCUGUAACACUUUCACUGCUGAUUGCCUGAAGCUGACACGCUUUUGUGUGGAAAUAACUGGAAUAAAGUUUGCACAUGAUUCUAAAAAGACGGAUUUAGCAGCUGUUUCUGGCAGCCGUAGCUUUGGUGCUCAGUGAUUGUGUUCUCCUAAACUGUAACAUUUAGGUAUUUGUAAGUAGUGGUGACAAAAACCUGGUUAAAAUCUCUCUGAACAGGAGCACUGAUCCAAUGAAAAGCAUAACUGUUGAUUAGCUGUGACGUGUUGGUUCUGAAUGUUCUGGUUGGUCGUCAUAUUAUAGCUGGUUAUGUUCUGACUAUUCUGUUCUCUCUUGAUAGCUUCAUUUGGUAAAAGGUACAGUUCUGUCCAAUGCAGCUGCUUCUUUAAAUAUUUUUAUAGAUUAGUCAAAUGCAACACCAGUAACUGCCACAGUCGGCCAGUUGUACAGUUGUAUGCACCUUUUAGAACAAGAAAUCAUUUGUUUCCAUAUAUUACAUUUUGAUCAAAAUGUGUAAGGAUCAGAAAAUGUAUCUAAAGACGUGUGUGCGCAUGUGUGCGUGCGUGUUCACAUAACUUUGUAGCACAUGGUCAGGGUGAGUCAGCCAAGUUUCUUUUCUUGUGUGACAAAACAAAGUGAAUGUGCCUUUGCUACAUGUUAUGUGACGAUCCUGUGGAGCUGUUUGUACUUCUCACCAUUUGGACACGUCAAUAAAAAAAUCAUCCACAACUGUAAUAAAGACUCAACAUAUUUAUAUUCACUUCAAUAAACAGGUUUCUGAAAUGUUA